Molecule: messenger RNA, 2024 nt
Organism: Dermacentor albipictus
Lineage: Eukaryota; Metazoa; Arthropoda; Arachnida; Ixodida; Ixodidae
Source: RefSeq, a predicted model, not a curated record
CUUAUCGGCCACGCAGCCAUUUUAUAAAUGCCAACACCAGCUCGGUGCUCACCACACCUCGCCGUUAGCUGGAAGCACUCAGUCGUUCCUGCAGCUGUGCGGCGGAGAAGGGCUGUAUGGCGUUGAACCAGCACGAUCCACCCAUGACUCUCACCGCGGAACACACGCUGUUCCGGUUCGGCAGCAAGCUCGACUGGCGUCCUACAUGUUUCCUCGAGCCGUCGCCCUCGGAUAGAACGUGCAACACCUGUACACUAGUUCCCCGGAUGUUAAUCAACUUGCCCUGUGGCCAUCGGCUCUGCUGCCUUUGCUACCAGAUCAACGUCGAGUCACGCAACCACUGUCCCCUGGACAAGGAAGUCUUCGGACCCCAAGACGUUACGUAUGCGGCCUUUCAUGAUGACAGUCUUCGCCAAUACAAGGUUCGCUGCUGGAACUUUGGCAACGGUUGUGGAGCAGAGGGUGACAUCAUCUCCAUGAGGGAUCACUUCAACGACUGCCCCUUUCACGCAGUCAGCUGCUUAAGGUGCGCUGAAAAGGUGCUGCAACGGAACAUCGUGGAUCAUCUGUACUCGGGCUGCGUUGGGUACUCCAUACCGCCUACAGCCCUACAGCACUCUAACGGCGGCAUUGACAUGCGAGAAGUGAGGGAAGCACUGAGAACGAUCACCGAAGAGAACGAGCGCCUGAAGGCAGCGCUCGAGUCGUUCGAACAGCAAGCUAUCACCGAGAGACAAGCUCUGUUGAUGGGCGUGUCGACAGUUGUUGCUCGCGCCAUAGACGAUGCCACGCGGCAGUCGAGUUGGGCAAGCAGUGCUAACGUUCAUUCUUCGGUGGGCAAGAUCCGAGGCGUCCUCGAUAGGAACAAAUGCGUCCUAAAACAGGAAUACGAGCGCAUGAUGCGCGCAUUAAAAGGGAACGUGGCACAAACUUCACCUGAAGAACGUAAAUGGCCACGUGCUACUGCCGGUCACGGGCGGCUACAAGCAUCGCUGGAGGCACCCGGCGGAUCGUCGGCGACGAGCGUGGAACAAACGACAGCCACUGUCCAACCGACGGUGCCAGGGAAUCGCUUCAGGCAAGUGUCGGUCUCUCGUCCAAAGCUCGAGACCACUGUGAACGACAUAGCUGAGUGCUGUGAGUGCAUUAUAGAAAACUGGCCAUCUUUCAGUAGCGGGCAAGAGCAAGCGAGCAUCUGUAUUGGUCGAUGUGAAUGCACAGCUCGCCAAUGCGGCUUCGGAUACAUACUCAGUGCAGAGCUACGUUCGUCACCGACGGCCGGUUCCCUAUACAUGAAGGUGUUUGCGUUCAAAAGCUCCCUCGGGACCACACCCGGCUUACCUUUGGUUAAGAGGUUCUUGUUGCGGUUCCUUCAUCCGAAAUAUGCCAAAUUGGACGUGAGAGCGUGCCACGACGUUUCUUGGCUUAGACUGGGUACACCUUGGAGCAUUGUGGGUGAACAAGUGGAGUACAUGUGGUCCAGCAGCGCGUUGGGUAGUGUUCGAGAUCUGGAAGCUGGCGGCUUCAUCGAAGGCAACAAACUGCGCAUGCGCUUCAAAGUGGCACCUUGCUAGUCCUCUCGCGUUGUUAGUACGUACAGAAGUGACUUACUUUUUUUGUUUUUCGUACGUUAUUCCUGAGUGUAAUUUCCUCUUCUGGUACAUUUCUUAGUUCUAUAAUGAUUGUUGAUAUGUCUGUUCGCCUGCAUGUAGCUUUCAGCAAACAACAGCUGCACUCUGCUGUUACAGCGUAAAAAAAAAUUGAAGUAAACACGGCUGUCGACAGGCGGAAGGCAAGCGCGCAAGACUGCCGCUCUAGCAUUUUGGCAGCGCCGCUGGCGCCGCAUCGAGAACUGUUGUAGAUGCGGCGUCUUAGUCGCUAGAGUAGAACGUGUUCUGGCAUAGCCUAGGAGGCUACGGUUCUGGUUGUAACCUUUGCACGCAGCAGUGUGUCAGUAAUAUGUCUUAAAUGAGGUAGGUUUGAAUGCGCGCAGAAUGGUGAUUAAAGGAUGUCAACACUACAAA